Messenger RNA from Laetiporus sulphureus 93-53, 432 nucleotides. RefSeq lists its product as uncharacterized. NCBI's taxonomy places the organism in Eukaryota, Fungi, Basidiomycota, Agaricomycetes, Polyporales, Laetiporaceae. The record is from RefSeq and is a predicted model, not a curated record. The transcript has a single exon. Bases 207 to 386 code for a protein of 59 amino acids.
CGUUGUCUGUCCUGGGUCUAUACUGAAACGUUACAUAUCCGAGCAGCUAUAUCCGAAAAUAGCGAGGACGACGGGAACGCACUCACUUCGUAUCCGCGCCGAUGCCUCAUGAGGGGCGUCUAACCACCUGCAGGCUGAAGGAUGCCGGAUACAAGAUCAAUAACCAACGAUCGCCUGCGGCAAGCACCUCCUUUCUCGCUAUGUAAAUGACAUGCGCAUCGUGGGGUCCGAAGGAGGAACAACAGGCUAAAGGCCCUAACAUUGCCAAAAGUUGGAUCCGCAGGGAGGAAUCAAAACAGGUGUCCGAUCCGUUCGCAGUGGUUCCGCCGAUCUGGACGAGAUACACGUCAGUCACAUCGCCCACAAACAGCCUCACCGCGCAUUGAAAAGGAGCACAUUUGGGUUAUUGUAUACCCGAGACCAAGAAUGCAG